Hibiscus syriacus is the source of this 2196-nucleotide messenger RNA. RefSeq lists its product as uncharacterized. Lineage: Eukaryota; Viridiplantae; Streptophyta; Magnoliopsida; Malvales; Malvaceae. The transcript is spliced from 4 exons. The coding region runs from base 1 to 2196 and encodes 731 amino acids. The record is from RefSeq and is a predicted model, not a curated record.
AUGAUAGCGAUAUUCUCUGGGUGCACGUUAGUAGGGCUAAUGGAAACUGAGAAUUUCGUCGUGUCGCCGGUGUUUCGAUCGUCCUUCCAUCUGCAAAUCUCUCCUGCUUAUGUUCUUUCUUCUCAAUUGUUCCUCCAAUGGAUUGGAGAAAUCUGUUUGGAUGCUCAGCUGGACAAGAUUUGGAAUUUUUCCCUCCUUCAAGCCGAGAAGGGGUCCCUAAGGUUCAACCUCCAUCUGAGGCCUUUGAAGCCGGAAUCUCAUCAUGGAAGCUCUCUCUCGUCGGGUUCUCAAGUUCAGGUCAGUAAAGCAGGAAGAACCCUCUUCAUUUUUUCUUUUAAAUCCAAAACUGCUAGAGAUUGGGUCUUAGAAAACGGACCUUGGCACAUCAUCAACAAGCCAUUGAUUCUCAGAAAAUGGGAACCAAACCUUAGACGACUCAAUUUCGAUUUAUCGAAAAUUCCAGUUUGGGUUAAACUAUUUAACGUUCCCCUGGAACUCUAUUCUCGUACUGGUUUAAGCUACAUCGCAAGCGCAAUAGGAGUCCCUCUCUCUAUGGACUCCAUUACAGCUUCAAAAUCAAGACUGGAAUAUGCCAAAGUUUGUGUUGAAAUAGGGGUAAACGAUGAACUCCCAAAAUUCAUAGACGUUGUACUUAGAGAUGGGCAAGCAGCUUCUAUUUCUGUUGAUGUACCCUGUAUACCAUCCUGCUGUAGAAAAUGUAUGGUAUUCGGUCAUAGUGAGAAAGGUUGCCCGGAUAAACCAAUUUCUGCUCCGACCACAACUCAGGUUUGGAUUAAAAAGGGAGCUUCACAAACAAUCUCAGAAGCCUCUACAGAAGGAAAAACAGAAGCUUCACAUGAACCAAAGAAUACUGUCUCAAGUGUCAAACAGAUGCAUAGCAUACACAAAGGCGUAAAUGGAAAGGAAUCAGUUUGUACAGAAUUUACUAAAGUCCCAAAUGAUUCUGUUGUUGAAAACACAGUCCUUUACGACCCUGCUGCCGAGAAAGAAUCUACUGCAAAUCUGGUUGGAUGCUCCAACAGUGUGUUCAAUGGACCAUCUACUUCGAAUGAAGCAACUGUGGCCACUCAACCUACUGUCCUAACCGAUUCUGCUGCUGUGAAUGAGUCCAUUGCUUCUGAUCAAGCAGUUCCAAAUGAUGAUUACCUGGACACCAACAUCUCAUCAAUUGUUAAACAAGGAAGAAGCAAGCAGAUCAAAGACAACUCAAAAGUUGUCCUGGCAGGAUCAAAAAACAGAUACGCCAUCCUAAAUUCAAUUGACGAAAAUUAUGCCACAGAGAGUCAAUCAAGGAAAGUACGCACUGCUGCUUUAGGUGUUACAACUCUUCUCAACGAACUCAAAAAGAAGAAGAAGGACCACUUAGACAGAUCAAAAAACUCAACAGCAGAAGGUUCUUUUCAAGGAGCUCCUAUGAUUAUUACUGCAACUUAUGGCAGCAACGACGGAAUUACUCGUAGACUUCUAUGGCAUCAGCUGCGUGAAAUUGAUAACCAAUAUGGCCAUCUCCCUUGGAUAAUAGGAGGGGACUUCAACAUAAUUUUGAAUGCGAAUGAAACCUCUGAUCAUGAGUUACUUGGCCCUGUCUCAUCUCCCGAAAUGAAAGACUUCCUCGAUGUCACGCAAGAACUAUCUCUACAAGACCAUCCUUACUUUGGUCCAUUGUUCACUUGGAGUAACAAGCAGCAAGAAUAUUUCGUUGCAAGGAAACUUGACAGGGUGCUCUUCAAUCCCUUGUGGGCAAAAGAAUUUCAAAAUUCAUUUGUUGAAUUCCUUACUCAACAAGCUAUUCAAGAUAAUCCUAUGCAACAAAAGAAAUCAGAGUUGGAAUUGCAACAAUUAUCAACUUUAAGAGGAGAUGACGUACUCGAGAAGGAGCUUACUCUACAAAAUGAACUAAAAUCUCUCGAAGAAGCCGAGCUUAUGUUCUUAAAACAAAAGGCAAAAGCUCAAUGGUUAAAGGAGGGAGACAGAUGCACAAAAUUUUUCCACUCUAUCGUUGCUGCCAAAAAUAAACGGGAUACAAUCAGAGUGCUUGUUGAUGAACGAGGAAGUAGGCUUGAAUCCUUUGACGAUAUGGCCUCCGAGGUGAUUAAUUACUUCAAAAGGCUUAUCCGCACUGAUGAUCCCGUUGUAACUAAUUGUAACCCUGCUAUACUAAAAGAUCUGUUGUAA